Molecule: messenger RNA, 1594 nt
Organism: Cornus florida
Lineage: Eukaryota; Viridiplantae; Streptophyta; Magnoliopsida; Cornales; Cornaceae
Product: ribonuclease 3-like protein 3
Exons: 3
Coding region: 559-1383 (274 amino acids)
Biological process (GO): siRNA processing
Cellular component (GO): nucleus; cytoplasm
Molecular function (GO): RNA binding; ribonuclease III activity
Source: RefSeq, a predicted model, not a curated record
UAUCUAAUUCUCCUAAACAAAAACAAGGAGAUAAAUUUAAAGAAGAAAGAUUGAAAAGCAUUACAGCCUUUGGCAGUGAAAAUUACAAUUUUGUAUAAAUAAAAUUUUUAUAUUUCAGUACCAUGAAAACAAAGAAAAGGAUGAGAAAAAAUGUAGGGCGGCACCUAUAAAUCGAAAAGAGAAGGAAAGGAAUUAACUAAGAAGUCAAUUUUCUUGGAUCUCUACUUUUUUUUUUUUUUUUUUUUUUUUCUAUUAAAAAAUAAAAAGUCAAACCCUAACCGCGUCUAAUGUACAACUCCGGAUAACUGUCUCUUUUUUAUAUCCUCUCUCCUUUCCUUUAUAAGAAAAACUUGGGCGUGACUCAUAGGAUUUUGGGUUCUAGAUUCCUCUUGUUGCCAGCCUAUUAAUUUUCUAACUACUCACAAGUUUACAUCAAUAUCAACGACCGCAUAUAUAUAUAUACACACACACCCAUAUAACUAGCUAUAGGACUACAUCGAUCAAAGUUCAUUUUUAUCUUCUCUAUUGUUUUUGCUUAAUUUUCACUGUUUGGGGCUCAUGGAAGAUAAGGAAGAACAAGUGCUCACUUCAUUACAAGAUUUGUAUAUACAAGAAGAAGAAGAUGAACAAGAAGCAAAGGAGCCGACUCCGAUUAUAGAAACAGAGUCAAUUCCGAAUCUGGCGGGAGUUGAGGAGAUAAUAGGGUACAGUUUCAAUGACAAAACUUUGUUACAACAAGCUUUCACGCAUCAUUCAUAUGACCACCAAGAAAGUUGUUCAUCCUAUGAACGACUCGAGUUUGUCGGCGACGCCAUGCUGAAUCUCCUUAUCGCGAGAGAGCACUAUUUCUUCUACCCUGAUCUGCCGCCGGGAAUGUUGACUCGCCUCCGUUCUGCUAAUGUCAAUACGGAGAAACUCGCACGCACGGCGGUCAACCAUCAAUUGCACUUUUAUUUACGGCACAGGAAACCCCUACUUGAUGGGCAAAUUCGCGAAUUCACGAAUGCAAUUUCGGAUUAUCCUCUGCAUUCCAGUGGGUUGAUUAAAGCACCAAAGGUCCUUGCUGAUAUAGUUGAAUCCGUAAUAGGGGCCGUUUUCGUUGACAGCAAUUCCUCUUUGGAUACUACAUGGAAGGUAGCCAAGAGUUUGUUGGAACCUUUGAUCACACCAGAUGAAUUGCAAUUACAUCCUGUUACAAAGCUGUACGAGCUAUGCCAAAAGAAUAGAUCUGAAUUGCAAUUUGUAGAUCUAUGGAAGGAGACGGGAGCUAUUGAAGUUUUCGUAGACAAUAAAUUUGUAGAAAAAGGCGUAUACAGGCCAAAGAGACUAAUUGCGAUAAAUCGAGCAGCAAACAAUGCUUAUAACGAAAUUGUGAAAAAUUGAAGGACUAUAGUCUGUAGUUUUUGUUGGAUUGAGUUGAUUAGUAUUGUUAUAUUCUCACUGUAUAUGGCUUGGGUUGAGUCAGGUUAAUUUUCAAGCUUUUGGUUGUGGCUUUUCCUCUAACUAUGGCUUGCAUUAAACUGGGGAUCUAUAUAAUAUAUAUAUGUACUUUUUGAACUUAAAUGUUUUCAUACUUCUUGUGAUUUGCAUUGGA